AUGUCUAAAUCAGUGACUUCGGAACGAAAGAGAAGACGGUUCGAAGUAGAAUGGGAAGGUGAAGACGAAGACCUGCGAACACGCGUCUUGAUGUCAGAUAACUAUACGACGGCGCGAUACCGUAUGCUUAUGAUUUCGGCAAUAAGGAAAGAUAUCAGUGAUGAGUUCAAACAGCUACUCGAACUACAGAUGAAAGUCAAGUUCGGGGAGUAUGAUGACGCUAUCAGUUACUUGAACGAAGUAGUUCGUGACAACCGGGAUUUUAUCUUCAAAGUUAUAGAAAUGGUUGCUGAUGAAUAUGAGCAACGAGGAGUAGAAAAUAUGGAAGGAUAUGGAUGCUUUUUUCAAAACUACGAGAUUGAUCAGGGCGUGGCACUGUUCCGAAAAGCAGCAGAUGCUAAUCCGAAAAAAGCCUCUGCGGUACUGCUAGCGUUUCUCGCAAUGCGUCCACAGGCCUUCAACGCUGUUUCGGGUAUUUUGAUGGACACAUUGCAUAAGUCUCCAGAGCCGCCACAUGGUCUUUGUGACAAAGACACAAGGAAAAAGUGUGAUCGAAAUGCUAACAAGUUCAUCGGCCUCACGUACCCCUUCUUCGCAGCUGUUACAGCAAAACUCGGACUACCGAUAUUUGGAGCAAAAGUUGAACGCUCUGGAGUGCUGUUGGAGAAAAUAGUAGCCAGUUUACCAGACAAGUGGUCACCACCAGUGACACGUGUGGUUGCUUAUGCCUUGUGCAUAGCAAGACUAAAGAUGCCAUCCAUGACGUGGAAUUCAUUUCUGCUGUUGUGGCUCCCUUCUUUCAAACCGACUCGUCAGAAACAAUUCAAAACCGAGUUUGAACAGAGCAAAAGUUUCAUGGGACAUGGUGUGUUCAAUUGUUUAGCGACUCUAUGUCGUAAGCUAUCUCCAUUAGCUCCUGAAUUUCGUCACGGGUCGAAUUUAGCAGGAUUAGAUGAUACCGUAUAUCUCAUCGCGACUUGCUAUUUAUACACUCGUCAGUAUGAGAAAUGCAUUGAAUUGAGCACUUCGGAAUUGGCGCAAGGGAAGGAACCGAAACCGCAACUGCUUGCUGUGAUAGUUGCCGCUUAUGUUCAGCUCGGCAACGUACAGGCUAUUAUUCGAUCUGCUGUGAGUUUCUUACCAGAGAUAAUUAAAAACAGCUGGUGGACGCUGGAGCCCAUGAUUGCUGAUGGUGGAGCGACUGUUGAGGCACCUUUCUGGUUCAUUCCGUGCUCGGCUGCCGGUCAUUGGCUCGCUAGUAUUCUGUUGAGAACACUUCGAUUACUGCUUUCCGAAGCAGCUGAUGAUUUGCUGAUUUCAACAGUAAUGGUGCUGUCGCAAGUCGAUUUUGCUUCAUUUGGAUUUGCAGCUUUCAAUGAGGCGAUCGCAAUAGCAGAGAGCAAAGAAUCGUUCAAAAGCGUCGGUAUAUUCGACUUCAUUUCGAGUACUGCUGUUCUGGAUCGCUUAUCUUUCAUGGCUACGCAAAGACCGCAAUGUUUCCUGUCAGAAUCGUGUGGGAAGCACUGA
Messenger RNA from Cooperia oncophora, 1527 nucleotides. The record is from the annotation of a GenBank genome assembly. NCBI's taxonomy places the organism in Eukaryota, Metazoa, Nematoda, Chromadorea, Rhabditida, Trichostrongylidae.